This is a messenger RNA of Anopheles nili, 644 nucleotides long. RefSeq lists its product as uncharacterized. The transcript is spliced from 3 exons. Gene Ontology annotation, biological process: regulation of synaptic transmission, cholinergic; sleep; positive regulation of voltage-gated potassium channel activity. NCBI's taxonomy places the organism in Eukaryota, Metazoa, Arthropoda, Insecta, Diptera, Culicidae. Bases 1 to 522 code for a protein of 173 amino acids. The record is from RefSeq and is a predicted model, not a curated record.
AUGGACUGGCUGAGCAGCAAUAGCAGCAGUCGAAUGGUGGUUGUAAUAGUGUUGCUUCUAUUAUUAAUUGCAGAAAUACACAAUGCUUCGGCGCUAAAAUGUUAUCACUGCACGGUAGCACCACCGAGUCGGCAUCAGAACAACACCAAAACGCAACUAUGCUCCAAAUUUGACGAAUCAAGCUAUUAUGAGGUGGAUUGUCCAUGGUCCACCAUGUGUAUGAAACGCAUCUUUAAGCUGCAGUUGCUCAAGGGCGAACAGGAGACCGUAAGUCGCGGUUGUGCCCAACAAAAGAACACAGAACAGGUCUACAAAUCUGGUGCCUGGACGCCACAGCACAACAUCGAGGAACCGUACUCGGAGGGAUGCCAAACGAUAGACGAUUCUACGUAUUGUUUCUGCCGGGGAUCCCUGUGCAACUCGGCUACGAAAACCACGGACAGAAGCAACUACCAUGCGGACGCGAUGGCGGUCAUCUUCGUGUUCAACGUGAUGAAGUACAUCCGCUGCAUGGAGCAUUGAGCUUUGUGCGGGGUCGACACCAUAGCAAGUAAUCGACAGGUUUCAAGAUCUGAUCUGAAUGUGAUAUUGAAGUGCUGUCCAAAGCGAUACUCUUCGAAAAAGAAAAUGCUUUUUGAUUUUAA